This is a messenger RNA of Caenorhabditis remanei, 378 nucleotides long. RefSeq lists its product as uncharacterized. The coding region runs from base 1 to 378 and encodes 125 amino acids. Lineage: Eukaryota; Metazoa; Nematoda; Chromadorea; Rhabditida; Rhabditidae. The record is from RefSeq and is a predicted model, not a curated record. The transcript has 4 exons.
AUGGAUUCCCCAAACUCCUCAAUUCUCACUCCAGAACCGCCGCCAGAGCCAAAAGGAAAAAUCCUCAAUUUAUGGUCUCGAUGCAUCGCAAAGCCCACUUCUCUUCUCGGCUCAUCAAUUUUUCGUUUUUUGAGCCAAAUUGAUGUGAAAAAUCGGAUAGCAAGCUUGACAGUGAAAAGAGUUGAUCUUGUUUCGAAAUGCGUCAAACGCCUUCCAGACGUGUCGCUGAGCUGCCACGUCAGCGCAAGUUUCUCGCUGAACUCGGCCAAAAAUAAGGAAGAAGAUUUGGAAAAACAAGAGCGUUGCCGAAAAAUCGCGAAGAUAGAGCACGAAAUUCGAAAUUUGGAGCGACAUUUGGCGAGAGGAACGAGAGUUUGA